Messenger RNA from Prorocentrum cordatum, 1101 nucleotides. The record is from the annotation of a GenBank genome assembly. NCBI's taxonomy places the organism in Eukaryota, Dinophyceae, Prorocentrales, Prorocentraceae.
CUGGAUGGCCGCCAUGCUGGCCUUCGCCGCGGAGCUGAGGUCGGUGGACGUGUUCCCCACCCCGCACGCCGACGGAGGCAUCAAGCCCAAAGUCGAAGCGGGCGAGGAGAAGACGGCCUGGCAGGACAUCUGGGACACCUGCGACUCCAGCUGGCUAGACCCGAGAGAGGCAGCGAAGGCCGUUUGGGUGACCGCCGAUGCUACGACCUCCAUCGCGUUCGGGGCCGAAUGGAUUGGGAAGGUCUACCCGAGGCAGGACCUCGGGGUCUACGAGAGGGUCCUCGCGGAGGCCACGGGCGACGUCGAUGGGGCCCAGAUGGGAGGGCCGCAUCGCGCUGCGCUGCUAACCACCGACAACAUGGUCUUCACCAACUGGCUCAGCGCCCACGGCUGGUCUGGCCUUCACUACCUCGAGUGCAAGCACAAGUUCCCCACCAUUGGGCAUUUCUUCAGGACGUACCACAACGCCACCGCCGACGUCGGAUCGCGGGCCGCGACGGCCGAGGUCACGGCGCGCAUGCACGACCUGGGCCCGGAGAGCCCGGACGCUUCCGACGAGGGGGCGGACCAGCGGGGCCUCGCCGCGGGUUUCUUCUGCAAGGCUCGGGCGCGGCAAGGGGGCCAGGCCCGCGCCGCCCCCCUCGGCGUCGACCCCGCCCCGGAGCACGGCCCCGCCUGGGUCGCGCUGGCGACGCUCGGCCCCGACCCGGGCCCGACUCCACGGGCGGCAGCGCGCUUGCGCGCAGCGGCUGCGCAGGCCGCGCAGCUCGGAGCACAGAGGGCGGCGCUCCGGUCAACGUCGAGGAUCGACCUGCUCGCGACAGAGGUAGGCGAGCUGGCGGCGCGGCGCCGCUCGGCACUGCUCGGGGCGAGGCACGCGGGCGACGAGCAGCAGGCGCGGACGCUCGGCACGCUCGACCUCAAGCGCCCCGUUGCGCCAUCGGUCGGCCCCACCCUGCAGCGCCCGAACGCGCUGCAGCACGACGUCUGGCCGCUCAUGGACUCAUGGAUCGCUUCGAGGCCGACCCGCAGAUGCGGCGCGCUGAAGAACGCCUCCUACCCGUUGGCAUCGGCCGCCUGUGGACCGCGGCGGGCAGGGAG